Molecule: messenger RNA, 2398 nt
Organism: Topomyia yanbarensis
Lineage: Eukaryota; Metazoa; Arthropoda; Insecta; Diptera; Culicidae
Gene: Etf-QO
Product: electron transfer flavoprotein-ubiquinone oxidoreductase, mitochondrial
Exons: 4
Coding region: 392-2209 (605 amino acids)
Biological process (GO): electron transport chain
Cellular component (GO): mitochondrial inner membrane
Molecular function (GO): iron-sulfur cluster binding; electron-transferring-flavoprotein dehydrogenase activity
Source: RefSeq, a predicted model, not a curated record
GAGAAGAGUCGGAGGCAGAUGUUUUGAAUAUUCUGAAGUAGCAGUAUUUUUUAUUAGAAAUAGGAUGUCUCUUCCAGGAGUUCGUCCUUGUUAGGUCUAAAGUUUCUUCAGUUUGCUUGUUUUGUUUAAUAGUUUUCACAAUACUGUUGUUAUAAAGAGGUCCCAACAUUCUAGUAUUUAUUUGAGUUUGUAACUUGAUCUAGCUUCAAAUGCUUUGUGAAUUUGUGUUCCCCCAUUAGUUAAAUAUCAUCAGAUACUUUGUCGGGUUCAAAGAUUAUCUCCCAGUCUGCGAUGUGCAUCAGAUGUUUUGAAUAUUGAUGAUAAUAAUAGAACAUACAUUUCCAUAAGAUACAUUAUAUAAUUAUUGAACAAAAGUGAUAAGAGAUCGAUCAUGGCAAGGAAUAUUUUACUCUUAUCAAAAAGCGCAAGAUUCUUGCUGAGUAGUCAUCGCUAUUAUUCGGAAGCAUCAGCACAAUUUCCGAAAAUAACAACUCAUUACACUGUAAACCCCAGAGAUAAAGAUUCCAGAUGGACAGAAGUGGACAUGGAGCGCUUUGCGGACGAAGCAGAUUUACUGAUCGUCGGUGGAGGUCCAGCCGGGUUUUCAGCGGCAAUCCGUGCCAAGCAGAUAGCCGCAGAGAAGGGCCAAGAACUGAGGGUGUGUUUGGUUGAGAAAUCAUCGGAAGUCGGAGGACAUAUUCUUUCAGGAGCGUGUCUUGAUCCAGUUGCUCUUGACGAGCUGAUUCCUGAUUGGAAGGAGAAAGAGGCGCCACUUAACACUCCAGUAGUCCAUGACAAAUUUUCUUGGCUUACUAAAAGUGCUAAAUUUCCAAUUCCUAUUUUUCCUGGCUGGCCCAUGGACAAUCGUGGAAAUUAUGUAGUGCGAUUGGGCCAUGUCGUAGCGUGGCUGGGACAACAAGCUGAAGCAUUAGGGGUAGAAAUAUAUCCCGGCACUGCUGCAGCGGAAGUACUGUUCCACGAAGAUGGAUCUGUCAAAGGAAUCGCGACCGGAGAUGUUGGCAUAUCAAAAAGUGGCGCGCCGAAAGAUACAUUUGCGCGUGGAAUGGAACUGCAUGCAAAAACAACGAUUUUUGCCGAAGGUUGUCGUGGUCAUCUAUCUAAACAAUUGAUGGCCAAAUUUGGACUUAAUGCCGAAAAUGAACCCCAAACUUACGGCAUCGGAUUGAAGGAAGUUUGGGAAAUCAAAGCAGAAAAUCAUAAACCCGGUCAAGUGGAGCACACAAUCGGUUGGCCAUUAGAUAAAAACACAUAUGGGGGAUCUUUUCUUUAUCAUUUAAAUGAACCGACACCGUUGAUUGCAGUUGGGUUUGUUAUCGGGUUGGACUACGUGAAUCCAUAUAUUAGUCCGUUCCAGGAGAUCCAGCGUUUUAAGACUCAUCCUAAGAUAAGGGAUGUUUUCGAAGGUGGCAGUCGCAUUGCGUAUGGUGCUCGAGCCUUAAACGAAGGAGGUUACCAAAGCAUUCCAAAACUUACCUUCCCUGGUGGUUGCUUAGUAGGAUGUGCGGCCGGAUUCAUGAAUGUGCCACGUGUGAAGGGUAGUCAUUACGCUAUGAAGAGUGGCAUUCUGGCAGCAGAGAGUACUUGCGAAGCCAUUUUUGCUGGUAAACCGCAGGAGAAAACUGGACUGGAACCGAAGGACUAUCCGGAUAGGAUAAAGGAGUCGUACAUCUGGAAAGAUUUAUACAAGGUGCGAAACGCUCGACCGAGCUUCCACAACGCGCUAGGACUGUACGGAGGUGUUGCAUAUAGUGGAUUUACCCUAUUUCUAGGUGGCCGGGAACCAUGGACACUAAACCACGGAGCACCAGAUCACACUCGUCUAAAACCGGCCAAGGAAUUCAAACCUAUCGAAUAUCCAAAACCAGACGGAAAAAUUACUUUCGACUUACUUUCAUCGGUAGCUCUCACCGGCACCAAUCACGAGGGUGAUCAACCGGCGCAUCUAACAUUGAAGGAUGACAUGGUUCCUGUGAAGAACAAUUUGGCCAUUUAUGACGGACCAGAGGCACGGUUCUGUCCUGCUGGCGUUUACGAGUUUGUUCCCAACGACGAGGGUGGCAAUAUGAAGCUUCAGAUCAACGCUCAGAAUUGCAUCCAUUGUAAAACGUGCGACAUCAAAGAUGUCACGCAGAACAUCAACUGGGUUGUUCCAGAGGGUGGUGGUGGUCCGGCCUACAACGGUAUGUGAUCGUGAUGGCAACAAACUGGUGCAUUUGAAUCAAUCCCUUCCUGCAGUGGGUCUAGCCGAAGUUGGAGGUCGCUAGUUGUUAGAAUCGUGCAAUCAAAGAUUUGUAUACAAAGAUUUUUUGCAAAUACUGUAAAAUUUAUUCUUUUCCUUUUUUCAUUUAAUAAUAAAAUAACAAAAAAUGCAAUAAAA